Molecule: messenger RNA, 2365 nt
Organism: Cryptomeria japonica (Japanese cedar)
Lineage: Eukaryota; Viridiplantae; Streptophyta; Pinopsida; Cupressales; Cupressaceae
Product: putative glucuronosyltransferase PGSIP8
Exons: 6
Coding region: 535-1977 (480 amino acids)
Molecular function (GO): glycosyltransferase activity
Source: RefSeq, a predicted model, not a curated record
UUAAAGAUUUUCUUUGCUUGACUGCUUCGCUUCAUUUACGCGCAUUUUAAUGCUCUGUGCGGUGUUUAUUGGCUUAAAGAUUUGGCGACAUUGUAUAAGAGUGUGUUUAGGAUGAUUUGUGUUUACUUGAGCAAACAGAUUUUAUACUAAAUUUGUGCAGUAAUAUUCUAAGUUUGUGCCAAGUAUUUCUAGCUGGAUAGGAUUGAGUUAGAAGAUUUGUGCUUUCAUUUUUGGCCGAGGCGGUAGCAGCUGUGGAGGAGAUAUAUGGCGCUGGAGGACCUGGAUAUUGAACUUUAAUGCCCCCGCUAAUGUCGCCGCUGUGUUAAAUUUGAGUCUCGGGACUCUGGAUUUGAGCACCGGGCAAAUCUUUUUCGGUAAACUGAGCCGGUUAUUAAUCUGCAUUUUGGUUAGGUGAGGAAAUCAGGUUAGCUGGCAUUUUUUUAUUGCCAGCUCAGAGAUUUGUAUGCUUAACAGGUUCAUCGAAUAGAGGUUAUCUUUCGAGGUAGUUUGUUCUGGUUACUUGGCCUUUGCAAGAUGGAUCGGAUGUCAGCUCAAAUGGCUAGGCUUGCCUUCUGUAUUUUUCUCGUGGCUGGAAUCUGCUUCUCUGGUGCGAACGGAGCUGCUUCGCCUGCAAAACAGAGCUCCAAAAACGCAUAUGCUACAAUGAUGUACAUGGGGACGCCGAGGGACUAUGAGUUCUAUGUAGCUAUCAGGGUUAUGCUUCUCUCAUUGAUUCGCCUCAAAGUGGAUGCAGACCUCCUCGUUAUUGCUUCCAAAGAUGUUCCGCAGAAUUGGAUAAGGACCCUGCAUGAAGAUGGGGUCAUAGUGAAGUCUGUGGAGAACAUUGAGAACCCUUAUAGUUAUCGGCAAGGGUUCAACAAGCGAUUUACUCUCACACUGAACAAGCUCUAUGCAUGGACGCUUGUGGAUUAUGAACGUGUUGUGAUGCUUGAUGCAGACAAUCUUUUCCUGCAGAACACGGAUGAGCUUUUUCAGUGUGGGCAAUUUUGUGCUACCUUCAUCAAUCCCUGUCUUUUCCAUACAGGGCUUUUUGUAUUACAGCCCUCAGAAAAAGUGUUCCGUCGCAUGCUGCAUGAAGUGAGUAGUUUGAGAAGCAAUAGAGAUGGUGCAGACCAAGGUUUUUUGGUUUCAUAUUUUGACGACCUGCUUGAUAGGCCGAUGUUUCAUCCUCCUGUAAAUGGAUCUAAACUAGAUGGACUUUAUCGACUUCCAUUGGGAUAUCAGAUGGAUGCUUCAUAUUUCUACUUGAAGUUGAAAUGGCGUGUACCUUGUGGACCAAAUAGUGUUAUCACUUUUCCUAGUGCGCCUUGGUUGAAGCCAUGGUAUUGGUGGUCAUGGCCUGUUCUGCCCCUAGGGCUUUCUUGGCAUGAGCAGAGGUUUCAAACAAUAGGGUAUGGUGCAGAGAUGCCUCUGAUUCUCCUGGAGUCACUCUUUUACUUGGUCACAAUGGCUGUUUCUAUAAUUGCUUUUAAGGGUUUCCAUCCCUCUUUGUCGAAGCUUUGCCUCAUGAAACCUGAGCAGGGUUUUCUACUCUACCCAAAUUCUCUUAAGCUACUGGUUCUCACAUGUAUGGUGGGAAGUUAUCUACUACCAUUUUUCCUUGUUCCUAGAACAGUUCACCCUGUAAUAGGCUGGGGGCUUUACUUAUUAGGCUCCAUGUCUUUUGGGGUUGUUCUUAAAAAUGCAUUCUUACUCCCAGCUUUGCCACUUUUUACCCCUUGGUUGGGUAUAUUUGGGUCACUCAUUGCCAUGGCUUUUCCGUUCUACUCUAAUGGUAUAGUAAGAGCAUUGUCUGUAGGUGCAUAUGCAUUUUUAGCAGCUCCAUUUGUGUGGUGGGCUCUUACGAAAGUAAUGUCAGCUUUGGACACAUUAGUUGAACGAGAAGCCUUGAGAGUGUGGGGAGCCGGAGCCUCGUCAAAAUUUGAACCACAGUCUCUGUUGAUGAAAGUUUGUUAAAACUAGCUGUUCUAUCUGCAAUUGGUGGUUAUCAACAACCUGAAUCUCAGUUCAUGAACCUGUUUUGGGUCACUACAAUUCCAACAGAGCAAGCUAUUAAUUUCUCAUAACAAAACUGUAAAUCAUCAACUAUGCACGUUUGUCCAACACCACAGACCACCAGAAGCCAUUGUUCUUCCAUUUUUUUGGAUUUUUCCCAUGUGGCAGGUUUGGCCUGAUUAAGGGCAUUGAAUUUUGUGCUGACUUAUGGUACAGUCACAUGUGGAGGGCAAAUGACUGGAUGGAGCCCAUAAUCAUAAAGAUGUACAAGAAAAAUCUAAUUUUUCACAUUCUUUUUUCCGGUUGCAAAAACUUUCCUUGUGACUAAUUUGAUUCAUUCUUUGGAAUA